CUGCGUGCACGCGCACGUGCAGGAGGAGGAAGAAGGAGAACACCUCGUGCUAUUUAGCUGCUGGCUAAUUACUAAACACGAUGCAGCCUUGCAGCUUUCCUAUUGGCCGGUACACAGGAAGUGAUCUCUGACUGAGGAGUAAAAGUCACACAUGUCUAAACGAGCUGCAGGGGGGCGGGGGAGGGGGGAGAGGCCGGACACCAUGGCAACGGUUCAAGCUGUCAAUGACGAGCUGAGAGCCAAACUCAUCAACAUCCAGGUGGAACUUCAGCAGGAGAAGAACAAGGUAAGCCGUCUGGAAAGAGACAAGAGCCAGGAACUAAGGACCGAGCAUCACCGGGCCACCGUAGCAAUGACGGAGCUGAAGACUAAAUUGCAUGAGGAGAAGCAAAAAGAAUUAACUGUUACCAGGGAGACGUUACUACGGCAACACGAGAUGGAGCUGAUGAGAGUUAUCAAAAUCAAGGAUGGAGAAAUUCAUCGGCUGAAUGGUUUAGUCCUGACGCUCAGGGACGGCUCUGUGGAUAAGGUAAGGAGUGCCCUGCUGAUGGAGGUGGAGGAGACAAGAAGGAGUUGGGAGGCAGAACGUUGUCGCCUCCAGCAGGAAGUUCAGGAGCAACGCGGAGCAAAGAGGAGCGCAGAGGAAGCACUGGGAUUAGCUCACCAAGCUUGUCAGGCCCGAGUAGCCGAGCUCCGAUCGGUGCAUCACCAACACCAGGAGGAGUUGAACAGAACCAAGAGGGACUGUGAGAGGGAGAUCCGCCGACUGAUGGACGAGAUCAAAGUGAAAGACAGAGCUGUUAGUGUUUUGGACAAAGCCUUGGGGCUACAGGCUGGCCACGCCCACCGCCUUCAGCUGCAGACUCAGGCUGCUGAGCAGCAAAUGGCAGCCCUUAGAGAUGCACAAAGGGCGGGACUAAAGGACCCUGGACUUGUCCCUAACCCCGCCUCUAACAAUCCUCUCCAUACUUCUCAGGAGGACCGUGACACUCGGAGAUUUCAGUUGAAAAUUGCUGAACUCAGCGCUGUCAUCAGGAAGCUGGAAGAUCGAAAUGCUUUGUUGUCUGAAGAACGCAACGAACUGCUGAAACGCCUGAGAGAAACAGAAAGUCAGUUUCUUCCUCUUCUGGACAAAAGCAAACGUCUGAGCAGAAAGAAUGAGGAGCUGUCACUCAUGUUGCGUCGCCUUGACAACAAACUGCGCUUUGUCACCCAGGAGAACAUUGAGAUGAGGAGACCGAGUUCGCUGAACGACCUGGACCGCAGCAACCCUGCCGGUUACCAUGGUUACAGCCAGGAGGACCAAGAAAUGGAGUUCCUACGACUUCAGGUUCUGGAGCAACAACACAUCAUAGACGACUUGUCCAAGGCUGUGGAAACAGGAAGUAACGUGAAGAACGUCAUUGAAAGGGAUCUAUUAUUACGAUACAGACGUCAAGAAUGUCCCAGAAGAAGAAGAACUUUGAGAGCCUGUCGGGUCAUAGAAACCUUUUAUGGUUACGAUGAAGACGUGUCAGUGGAUUCAGACGGCUCAUCUUUAUCUUUUCACACAGACAACACUCCUGACACGGAACCUGAAGAGGUGUGUGAGGAGGCGGAGCUUCGCUACCGUCAGCUGACACAAGAAUAUCAAGCACUGCAGCGUGCGUAUGCUUUACUGGCUGAGACCAGUGGAGGAAACUACGACGCUGAGAAGGAGAUCAAGACCAGAGAACAGCUGCUUGAGGAAGUCCGUCAAUAUCAGAGCAGAGUUGCAGAUCUGCAGUCAGCUCUCCAACAGCAAGGACUGGAGGUCAAGUGGGUGGAGGAGAAGCAGUUGUUGUACCAGAGGAACCAGCAGUUGGUGGACAAGAUCAAGCAGAUGGAGGCACAAGAAGUCAAUCUGAAAAACCACAUCCAAGAUGUCCGAGACCAAAACGAACUACUGGAGUUCCGAAUCUUAGAGCUGGAGGAGAGGGAGUGGCGCUCACCUGCCAUCAACUUCCAACAAGUCCACUUCCCAGAAUGCCUCAGUCCUUUGCAGAUCUACUGUGAGGCAGAGGGAGUUACUGACAUUGUGAUCAGUGAUCUCAUGAAGAAGUUGGACAUUCUAGGAGAUAACGCCGUAAGUAACUUGUCCAAUGAGGAGCAGGUGGUCGUGAUUCACGCCAGGACUGUUCUUACUCUGGCAGAGAAGUGGUUGGAGUCCAUUGAAGUAACAAAGUCUGCACUGCGGCAGAAGAUGUUGGACAUUGAAAGUGAGAAGGAUUUGUUCAGCAAGCAGAAGGGCUACCUGGAUGAAGAGCUGGACUUUAGGAAGCGCUCCAUGGAUGAAGGUCACAAGAGGAUCCUGGAGCUGGAGGCCAUGCUGUACGAGGUGCUUGAACAGCAGGAGCACCUGGGGAUGGACAAGGUGAAGAAUGCUUGUGUGACGGAGGAGCAGAGAGAAGCUCUCCAGAGGGCCAAGGACCAAUGGAAACGUGCUGUGAUGUGCGAGCUGAGGGAGCGAGAUGCUCAGAUCCUCAAAGACCGAAUGGAUCUGCUGCAAGUCACACAACAGAGGAACAAAGACUUGGAGGAAGUCGUGGAAGCUCAGAAACGACAGAUGCAAGAGUUGGAGGAGAAGUUUCUCUUUCUCUUUUUAUUCUUCUCUCUGGCCUUCAUCCUCUGGUCCUAACAUCCGCUGCCUCGCUCGUCCCGCAGCUGAACGUCGGGCCAAUCAGAAGCCGGCUGACCUGCCAGCUCCCAGAAGGCCGAGAGCAGGUGAUGAUGUGAGGGGACUGCUGUCAUGUCACAAGUACUUGGAAAGGUGCAAAUAAAGUGACUCAAAGGACGUUGUGAAUGUCUGCCAUCUUGGAAAGGGCGUUGUGAAUGUCUGCCAUCUUGGAAAGGGCGUUGUGAAUGUCUGCCAUCUUGGAAAGGUGCUGAGGUGUUGGAACCUUCGAGUGUGUUCCAGAGUUUCAUUUGCACUUUGCUGCUGCUGGGAAGAUUAUUCCUGAGUUGUCUGCUCGUGUAGCAGAGAUCUUCAACCAUUUCCUCAAAAACAAAGAACUUGUUCUAAUAUUUGGACCCUUUGAUUGCCCCUCAGUAGGACGACAUACUCUUAACCUAUUUACCUGGCCAGCCAUGUCCUACUUUGGUGGAAACGCUUUUAUUGACCCUCCCCCAACACUAACUCUCUAGUGCAAUUACUUUGUCACUUUUAUUGACCCUCCCCCAACACUAACUCUCUAGUGCAAUUACUUUGUCACUUUUAUUGACCCUCCCCCAACACUAACUCUCUAGUGCAAUUACUUUGUCACUUUUAUUGACCCUCCCCCAACACUAACUCUCUAGGACAAUGACUUUGUCACUUUUAUUGACCCUCCCCCAACACUAACUCUCUAGUGCAAUUACUUUGUCACUUUUAUUGACCCUCCCCCAACACUAACUCUCUAGGACAAUGACUUUGUCACUUUUAUUGACCCUCCCCCAACACUAACUCUCUAGUGCAAUUACUUUGUCACUUUUAUUGACCCUCCCCCAACACUAACUCUCUAGUGCAAUUACUUUGUCACUUUUAUAGACCUUCCCCCAACACUAACUCUCUAGUGCAAUUACUUUGUCACUUUUAUUGACCCUCCCCCAACACUAACUCUCUAGUGCAAUGACUUUGUCACUUUUAUUGACCCUCCCCCAACACUAACUCUCUAGGACAAUGACUUUGUCACUUUUAUAGACCUUCCCCCAACACUAACUCUCUAGUGCAAUUACUUUGUCACUUUUAUUGACCCUCCCCCAACACUAACUCUCUAGUGCAAUGACUUUGUCACUUUUAUUGACCCUCCCCCAACACUAACUCUCUAGGACAAUGACUUUGUCACUUUUAUUGACCCUCCCCCAACACUAACUCUCUAGGACAAUGACUUUGUCACUUUUAUUGACCCUCCCCCAACACUAACUCUCUAGGACAAUGACUUUGUCACUUUUAUAGACCUUCCCCCAACACUAACUCUCUAGGACAAUGACUUUGUCACUUCUAUUGACCCUCCCCCAACACUAACUCUCUAGUGCAAUGACUUUGUCACUUUUAUUGACCCUCCCCCAACACUAACUCUCUAGUGCAAUUACUUUGUCACUUUUAUUGACCCUCCCCCAACACUAACUCUCUAGGACAAUGACUUUGUCACUUUUAUAGACCUUCCCCCAACACUAACUCUCUAGUGCAAUUACUUUGUCACUUUUAUUGACCCUCCCCCAACACUAACUCUCUAGUGCAAUUACUUUGUCACUUUUAUUGACCCUCCCCCAACACUAACUCUCUAGGACAAUGACUUUGUCACUUUUAUAGACCUUCCCCCAACACUAACUCUCUAGUGCAAUUACUUUGUCACUUUUAUUGACCCUCCCCCAACACUAACUCUCUAGUGCAAUGACUUUGUCACUUUUAUUGACCCUCCCCCAACACUAACUCUCUAGGACAAUGACUUUGUCACUUUUAUUGACCCUCCCCCAACACUAACUCUCUAGGACAAUGACUUUGUCACUUUUAUUGACCCUCCCCCAACACUAACUCUCUAGGACAAUGACUUUGUCACUUCUAUUGACCCUCCCCCAACACUAACUCUCUAGUGCAAUGACUUUGUCACUUUUAUUGACCCUCCCCCAACACUAACUCUCUAGUGCAAUUACUUUGUCACUUUUAUAGACCUUCCCCCAACACUAACUUUCUAGUACAAUGACUUUGUCACUUUUAUAGACCUUCCCCCAACACUAACUUUCUAGUACAAUGACUUUGUCACUCUUCCGUGAUUAUUGGUGAUGAGUAAAUUGUCAAAGAAAGCCAUGAGCUGGGGGUCCAUGGACGUGAUAAGCGCGGACCCUUUGUGUUGAUUGGUGCUCCAAUGUCACAUGAUAUCAAUCAUUGAAAAGGUCAUUUGAUGAAGAUUGCUGGUUUGUUCCACAUGUUUUCUUUCUACUAAUUAUUUGGACUCAGGUUAUUGGGUCAAAUGCCAGGAUGUGUACAUUACAGUUAUCAUGUAUUAUUUGUCUUACUUCAGAUGGAAACGUGACAUUCUUUCAGGAGCACUUUAAAUGCCAAAAAGUAUACAUAAAAGAAGUAUUAAACAUAUCACAUGAUGAUAAUAAUAAACACAAACUUGAUAUUUUUUAGAA
This is a messenger RNA of Entelurus aequoreus (snake pipefish), 5133 nucleotides long. It is a transcript of the gene jakmip3, whose product is annotated as Janus kinase and microtubule interacting protein 3. The record is from RefSeq and is a predicted model, not a curated record. Gene Ontology annotation, molecular function: microtubule binding; kinase binding. The transcript has 23 exons. The coding region runs from base 152 to 2656 and encodes 834 amino acids. NCBI's taxonomy places the organism in Eukaryota, Metazoa, Chordata, Actinopteri, Syngnathiformes, Syngnathidae.